AUGGGAAGAGGUAGGGUUCAGUUGAGGCGGAUCGAGAACAAGAUUAGCCGACAGGUGACUUUCUCGAAGAGGAGGUCUGGAUUGUUGAAGAAGGCUCAUGAGAUCUCGGUGUUGUGCGAUGCAGAAGUGGCUUUGAUUGUGUUUUCAACUAAAGGGAAGCUGUUUGAGUACUCGACUGAUUCGAGCAUGGAUAUGAUUCUGGAUAGGUAUGAGAGAUACUCUUAUGCAGAGAAGCAACUUUGUACAACUGAUUCUGAACCACAGGAAAGCUGGUUCGUCGAGUAUCCUAAGCUCGUGGCUAAAGUUGAAAUCUUAAACAGAAGCAUAAGGCACUAUAUAGGAGAAGAUCUGAAUCCCUUGAGCAUGAGGGAGCUUCAAAGUUUGGAGCAACAACUUGACACUGCUAUCAAGCGAAUCCGGACAAGGAAGGAUCAACUUAUGCACGAAUCGAUUUCUGAGCUUCAGAAAAAGGAGAAGGUACUGCAACAGCAAAACAAUCAACUGACAAAGAAGCUCAAGGAGAAUGAGAAGAACAUGGCUGAUCGGGCACAAUGGGAGCAACAAAGUUUAGGCCAAAACUCAACCACCUUUGUGUUACCUCAACCUGAACCACCACAACUACUGCUUCCUUCUUUAUCAAUUGGUGGCACUUUCCAGGGUCAAGAAGCCAUAACCGGAGAGAAUGGAGGUCGAGCUCGCCCUGGUUCCAACCCACCCAUGCCAUCUUGGCUUCUUCGCCAUGCUAACAAAUGA
This is a messenger RNA of Ilex paraguariensis (yerba mate), 753 nucleotides long. The record is from the annotation of a GenBank genome assembly. Lineage: Eukaryota; Viridiplantae; Streptophyta; Magnoliopsida; Aquifoliales; Aquifoliaceae.